CUCACCUCACUGUGUCGCUGAUAACUAACACUUUCGACUGACAUUUGACGAAGAGCCGGAACCAAAAUAAACACAUUUUUUAGUUACGUCAAGAGUCCGCACUCUCGUUUCGUUUUCAAACAUCACGCAGGGGCUCUCUAAAGCUGAGCCGUGAAUAACUAUUGACAUGGUUAGCGUUAGCCAACGGACGGGCUCUGGACUUUUGACGACAUAUUGACGUCAUCUUCGUGCCUCCUCGUCUAUCCUUAUUUUCAGCUGAAUUCUCACUUGACUACACUGGCCAGCAUCCAUAAGAUCCACCACACGUUGCACAGGCUGAACCUCACGGAAGACGUUGGACAGGAGAGCCACACGUCUGCUUGUUGCUCCAGAGCCAUGCCACCGAGGAAAAAGAGGAGACCCACUGCCGGUGAUGACAUGUCAGCUAAGAAGAGUCGUCAAGACAGAAAAAUUGACUCUCCGCUCCUCAUUCGUGAAGAGGAAAGCUUUUCAAACAAGCGAUGCUUGGAGUGGUUCUACGAGUAUGCAGGCUGCGAUGACGUGGUGGGACCAGAGGGUAUGGAGAAGUUCUGUGAAGACAUCGGAGUGGAACCAGAGAACGUGGUGAUGCUAGUACUUGCGUGGAAGCUGGACGCACAGAGCAUGGGUUACUUCACGCUGCAAGAGUGGCUGAGGGGCAUGGGCUCUCUGCAGUGCGACUCUACAGAGAGGCUAAGGAACUCGCUGGACUUCCUGAGGUCCGUCCUUAAUGACAGCACCAGCUUUAAGCUCAUUUAUAGAUACGCCUUCGACUUUGCCAGGGAGAAAGAUCAGAGGAGUUUGGACUUGAACACUGCCAAGUGCAUGCUUGGGCUUCUGUUGGGAAAAACGUGGCCCCUUUUUCCGGUCUUUAAUCAAUUUCUAGAGCAAUCAAAGUAUAAAGUGGUCAACAAAGACCAGUGGUGCAACGUGUUGGAAUUCAGUCGGACAAUCAACUUGGACCUCAGCAACUACGAUGAGGAUGGAGCCUGGCCCGUCUUGUUGGACGAGUUUGUGGAAUGGUACAAGGAAAGACAGAUGUCAUAGCUACAACUGCGAAAAAAGAAGAAAAAAAACAUCAAAAAUACUGUGACGACCGCAACGACGAGAAGCAGCAACGUGAAAACAACACAGGCCACGGGUGGGGGAGGGUAACGGGUGGGUGGACAUUACCCCAUCUGGUAAAGUUUGCGGGCUAGUCAGGCUUUACCACUUGGAAAUGAAAUAGUAUUGCGGGUGGGAGAAAGCAAACGGGUUCCAAGUCUUACAGGUGAGCACAUUUAGCAAAAUAAAAAUGUCACAUGGUUGUUCCCAUGGCAGGUUUCUGCUACCUGUGCUGUUUACUUGAUUAGUGCCAGUCAUUUGUUUCCUCCUUCCCUUUAUUUUAGGAUAUUUUUUAGCACCAAACAAAAACCGCAUUGCUGCUAAUUCCAUUUGGGUGGGCCAGAGUGCGCCCCCCACCUCCAGCAUUUAUUGGUCCACACGCCGGGCCAAUGGAUGCGUCCACUUAGCUGUGCCUAAAACUUUGCCACACGUAGACGACCGAUGUACAUAUGUGUAAAGUUGGGAGCCUAACUGACGUCAAUCCCACUGUCCGUUUUGUCCCCCACGUGUGGUUCGGUCUUCCUUUUUAGUCCGAUAGUUUCAGGUAGCAUCCUUUCCUUGCCCCCCAAAGUGAUGAAUGAGUAUUUCUAGCGCCACCUAAGGGAACGCAGGACAGGUCGGAACUGUGUAAUAGCGUUAAGCUGUUUUUUUUUUGUUUGUUUGUUUGUUUUUUUUUUUUUUUUUUUUUUUUUUUUGGUACACAUUUCUGUCUUUUUGGCUGUGCUGUGACGCUGACUCGUCCAAAUGAUUUUAAUAUUUGCAUGCAGCUCCCAACAGAGCCAUUUUUUUCUGUACAGGAAUUUGUGCUCGUUUUGUGCUUUAAUUUUCUUUUUUGGGGGGGUAUUCACCAUCAUGUUUAUCAUUUGACAGGAACUCAUGAUUGUGUUUAUCGAUGUUUUGACCUGGAAGAGAAAAAAACGUAUGCGUAACCUCACAUUGGAACGAGGAUUCCCCCCUACUUUAACCCCACAUGAAUUCAAAAGUAGGGGUGCAUCCAUCGACCUACACACACGACACCACCUCUGGUUUCACUGUAUGUGAAAUAGAUGACAAGCUGUUGUGUAUAGAUUUAAUUCUUGUUCUCAUAUUCUUCUCUUGUGAAAAUACAGGAAGUUAAACGUGCUUGUCCUAGCUGUAUAUAUGUAUGUAAAACUAAGUGUCUAUAUGUUGGUUUUCAUUAUAACCUAUGUCUAUAUACAUAAAUAAAAAGGGUUUAUUAACUUAACUCCA
This is a messenger RNA of Corythoichthys intestinalis (scribbled pipefish), 2352 nucleotides long. It is a transcript of the gene dcun1d4, whose product is annotated as DCN1, defective in cullin neddylation 1, domain containing 4 (S. cerevisiae). The transcript has 11 exons. Gene Ontology annotation, cellular component: ubiquitin ligase complex. Gene Ontology annotation, biological process: protein neddylation. The record is from RefSeq and is a predicted model, not a curated record. Gene Ontology annotation, molecular function: ubiquitin-like protein binding; cullin family protein binding; ubiquitin conjugating enzyme binding. Lineage: Eukaryota; Metazoa; Chordata; Actinopteri; Syngnathiformes; Syngnathidae. The coding region runs from base 376 to 1065 and encodes 229 amino acids.